UUCUUAGCCGUCGCCCGUCAGGACACUCAGGCAUCAACCUUGAGGCUUGAACCUCGUGGAGCAGUGAACACCGUACGGCGUACACUCGGUCCUCAGGGCUCAGGGCUCGGACCUCGACCUGCGACCAUAGCGACCAGGUGCACCUUGAACACGUGAACCGCGAAGUCAAACGCAUAGCAUUUCAAGUGUGAAGUCUGAACUCAAUCUUUAACCGAUUAAUGACAUUGAUAUUCCAAUUUUGAUUUGUUUUCUUGACUUAAAUAAUUCACAAAUAUCAUUAUUUUAAUACAACAGAUGCCGCAACUGGCAAGUCUAGAAAACACAGAAACGUAAAAAUUAUUUGAUUCAGCUUUAAACAUGCAUACUUAAAGUAUAAUAGCGAAAAAGGAUGGCUACGUCAGUGAUUGGGUUUCAAAAUCUUUUUUCUCUUGUAUCCCGCGAAAGAUGUAUGGUAAACUUUAAAAAGUUUCGUGUGCCAUUCACAAACACAACUAAAGUGCCCAGCGGGACUGCAGCGGUGCUGAUUCCCAUGUGCCGAGUCAACGAUCACGCCACAUUGCUGUUUACUGUACGAUCUGCCAAAUUAAAUAGCCACAGUGGUCAAAUUUCAUUUCCCGGCGGUAAGACUGAUGAAGGAGAGACCCCAGUGGAAACUGCUUUAAGGGAAACAAGAGAGGAAAUUGGACUUUCUCCAUCCAAGAUAGAUAUUUGGGGAUAUGGACCUUCCUUUCCUGGGAAGGAUUUCAAAGUAAUGAUUACUCCAAUUAUAGGUUAUGUUUCGGAUUUCACUGUUGAUGAUUUAAAAAUUAAUGAAGAAGAAGUGUCAGAGGUGUUAGCCGUGCCUAUACAUAUUCUUUGUGACCCAAGUAACCAGUAUCAUACUCAAUUUAGAAAUGGAUUUGUCUUACCUGUAUUUUUAGCAGAAAAUUAUAAAAUAUGGGGUAUCACUGCUUAUAUUACUCAUGUGUUCUUGACCUGUUUACUCCCUAAACACAUGUAUAGAAAUGAAUGGAUGAAAAAGAGAAUUACUUUAGAUGAGGACUGGGAACAGUAAAAUAUUAUCAUGAGUCAAAUGAAAAAAAAAUUUAGACAAUUACAAUUACUGAUGUAAUUAUGUUAAAUGCAUGUGUGCAAAAUUUAUUACAAUUUAUUU
Molecule: messenger RNA, 1153 nt
Organism: Pieris rapae (cabbage white)
Lineage: Eukaryota; Metazoa; Arthropoda; Insecta; Lepidoptera; Pieridae
Product: mitochondrial coenzyme A diphosphatase NUDT8
Exons: 2
Coding region: 389-1054 (221 amino acids)
Molecular function (GO): coenzyme A diphosphatase activity
Source: RefSeq, a predicted model, not a curated record